Molecule: messenger RNA, 1373 nt
Organism: Prosopis cineraria
Lineage: Eukaryota; Viridiplantae; Streptophyta; Magnoliopsida; Fabales; Fabaceae
Product: GDSL esterase/lipase At1g28580-like
Exons: 5
Coding region: 58-1269 (403 amino acids)
Molecular function (GO): hydrolase activity, acting on ester bonds
Source: RefSeq, a predicted model, not a curated record
UGUUGAUUCCUUUAAGCUAAGCUAUUGGUCGAAGAUGUUACUCCUGCAUUAUUAUUGAUGGCUUCUUCUCCUUUAUCUUCGCCACUUUGGACUCUGCAACAACGAAAGAGUGUGGCACUAGAACUGUGUAUAUAUAUAGCGGCGUCAUUAUCAUGCAUUCCAAGUUCUUCUGGAUGCCCCUACACAUGCAUUUUCAGCUUCGGUGAUUCACUUACUGAUACCGGAAACUGGUAUUUCAGCUCUCCACCGCCGCUGCUGCCGCGGCAGUCCAGCCGGUGUUUAUUUCCUCCCUAUGGCGAAACGUACUUCGGUCGCCCCACAGGAAGAUGCUCCGGUGGUCGUCUUAUCAUUGAUUUCAUCGCUGAGUCAUUAAACAUUCCAUUAAUGAAACCAUACCAAGGAAUUAAGAAUGGUCAAAUAAUAAAUUGGAAGAAAGAGGAGGGAGUGAAUUUUGCAGUUGCUGGAGCAACUGCGUUGAAUGUAAGUUUCUUUGAAGAGAGAGCUAUUUAUACUGUGAUCACCAAUUAUUCUCUCAGAGUUCAAUUGGGUUGGUUCAUGGAAUUGCUUCCUUCAAUCUGCAAUUCUUCAUCAAGCUGCAAGAAAAUGUUUGAAAAAUCCCUAUUUUUUGUGGGAGAAAUUGGAGGCAAUGACUUUAAUAAGCCUUUUGCCCUGCGAAGGAGUUUAGCAGAGAUCAAAACUUACGUGCCUCACGUGAUCAAUGCAAUCUCCUCAACAAUGAGAGAUUUGAUAGGUGUAGGGGCUCAAAUGCUCAUUGUUCCUGGGAAUAUACCAAUGGGAUGCAGCCCAUUUUAUUUAACGAAUUAUGCGAGCAACAAUAAGAAGGACUAUGAUGAAGAUGGUUGCUUGAAAUGGGUAAACAAGUUUGUUGAAUACUACAAUAAGAGGCUUCAAGCUGAAUUAAAUCAGCUUCAAGAGCUUUAUCCUCAUGCCAAUAUCAUAUAUGCUGAUUAUUACAAUGCUACAUUGCCACUGUAUCAUUCUCCCAAAGAAUUUGGUUUUACAGGUCUCAAAUCUUGUUGUGGGGCUGGAGGGGCAUACAACUACAAUAUUUCAAAAAGAUGUGGAGAUGAAGGAGUGAAUGUUUGUGAUGAUCCUUCAAAGUACAUAACUUGGGAUGGUAUUCAUUUGACAGAAGCUGCGUAUAAAUUGAUUGCAAGAUUUUUACUCAAAGGAUCCUAUAUUGCUCCUAAAUUUGAUGACUUGUGCUUCAAGAAUAAUAAAGCCUUUGAAAGUUUUAUUAGUCUUUGAGAUUAGGGAUUUGCUGUGUGACCCUUCCCCAUAGAGAAAUUAAAGGCGACUCUCUCACACACACUACUCCCUUUGUUUCUAUAUACUAUUUUCAUUUUUAUAUA